GCUGUUCCUUUUGAAAACCUCAGCAUCCACUGCGGGGAAACCAUCGAGUUAGACUUAGAACCAGUUUAUGACAAAAUAGUGAAGAAGAAACGUGGUGGCUGGUGCAUGGAAAACAACCACCUUUUAUAUUGGGUUCUGAAAACGCUGGGAUAUGACACCACCAUUAUAGGAGCAAAAGUUUACAGCCCAGAAGAAAAUGCAUAUAAUCAUCAUAUUGAUCACCUUCUGCUAAAGGUGGUCCUGGAUGGGAAAGCCUACAUAGUGGACGGCGGCUUUGGAAUGGUCUAUCAAAUGUGGCAGCCAAUGGAGCUGAUUUCUGGGAAAGACCAGCCCCAGGUUCCCGGCAUCUUUCGCUUCAUGGAAGACAAUGGGAUCUGGUACUUUGAGAAAAUCAAAAGGAAGCAAUACAAUCCCAACCAAAGCUUCUCUAAUUCCAAUAAUCUGGAAAAAAAUGCAUGUAAGAAAGUUUACCUGUUUACCCUUGAGCCACGAGAGAUAGAAGAUUUCAGG
This is a messenger RNA of Chrysemys picta bellii (western painted turtle), 510 nucleotides long. Lineage: Eukaryota; Metazoa; Chordata; Testudines; Emydidae. The record is from RefSeq and is a predicted model, not a curated record.